GAGUUGGAAACUACAGGCUGACAGACGGACUGACAGAGAGGUUCCUGCUGGAGGUCGCUCACGUCGCUGCAGGCUUUUCGCCGCAUUUUAUGCAAAACGGACCGCUAGUGUUCAGUCGCUCCACAGAGGUUUGUGGUGCUCCUCUUUAGAGUUUCCUGCUGUUACAUGGUAACACAGAGCUGAAGGCAAGAGGGUGUUGAAGAUGGCAGUGUGGAUCCAGGCCCAGCAGCUCCAGGGAGAUUCUCUGCACCAGAUGCAGUCUCUGUACGGUCAGCACUUCCCCAUCGAGGUGCGACAUUAUCUGUCCCAGUGGAUAGAGAGCCAGCUCUGGGAUGCAAUAGACCUGGAGAACCCACAGGAAGAGUUCAAGGCCAAGCGCCUGUUGGACAGUCUGAUUCAGGAACUACAGAACAAGGCCGAGCACCAGGUGGGAGAGGACGGCUUUCUACUCAAAAUCAAACUGGGACACUACGCCAGCCAGCUCAAGAGCACGUAUGACCGCUGUCCUCUGGAGUUGGUCCGAUGCAUCAAACACAUCCUCUACACAGAGCAGAGGCUCGUCAGAGAGGCCACCAAUUCGAGCUCUCCAGUGGGCGGGAUGAUGGACAGCAUGUCUCAGAAAUACCAACAGAUCAACCAAGCUUUUGAGGAGCUUCGACUGCUGACCCAGGACACUGAGAACGAUCUGCGCAAGCUCCAGCACAACCAGGAGUACUUCAUCAUCCAGUAUCAGGAGAGCCUCCGCAUCCAGGCUCAGCUUACCAGCCUGGCCACGCUGCCCCCUGCUGACAGACAGCUACGGGAGCCCGCCCUCCUGAACAAGAGAGCCACUGUGGAGGCGUGGCUGACCAGAGAGGCCAACACACUACAGAAAUACAGACUGGACCUUGCAGAGAAGCACCAGAAAACACUGCAGCUGCUGAGGAAGCAGCAGACCAUCAUUCUGGAUGACGAGCUCAUCCAGUGGAAGAGACGGCAACAGCUGGCGGGCAACGGGGGCCCACCGGAGGGAGGCCUGGACAUCCUGCAGUCCUGGUGUGAGAAACUGGCAGAAACAAUCUGGCAAAACAGGCAGCAGAUUCGGAGGGCAGAGCAUCUCAGACAACAGCUGCCCAUCCCCGGCCCCAUUGAAGAGCUCCUCAACGACCUCAACAGUACUAUCACAGAUAUCAUCUCAGCAUUGGUCACCAGCACCUUCAUCAUUGAGAAACAGCCUCCCCAGGUGCUGAAAACCCAAACCAAGUUUGCCGCUACAGUGCGCCUUCUAGUAGGAGGCAAAUUGAACGUGCACAUGAACCCUCCGCAGGUGAAAGCCACCAUCGUCAGUGAACAGCAGGCCAAGGCCCUGCUGAAGAACGAGAACACAAGGAAUGACAGCAGCGGAGAAAUUCUUAACAAUAACUGUGUGAUGGAGUAUCAUCAGACUACCGGCACUCUCAGCGCCCACUUCAGAAACAUGUCCCUGAAGAGGAUCAAGCGAUCGGACAGACGGGGAGCAGAAUCUGUCACGGAGGAGAAGUUCACCAUCCUGUUCGAGUCUCAGUUCAGCGUCGGAGGCAACGAGCUCGUUUUUCAAGUAAAGACGUUAUCACUUCCUGUAGUGGUGAUUGUUCACGGUAGCCAAGACAAUAACGCCACAGCAACCGUUCUGUGGGACAACGCUUUUGCAGAAACUGGACGGGUGCCUUUCCUCGUGCCGGAUAAAGUGAUCUGGCCUCAGCUGUGUGAUGCCAUCAACAUGAAGUACAAGGCUGAGGUGCAGAGUAACCGAGGCCUGUCUGAGGAGAACCUGGUCUUCCUCGCUCAGAAGGCCUUCAGCAGCUCCAGCAACAACCCUGACGACUACCGCAACAUGACUAUGACAUGGUCACAGUUUAACAGGGAAAGCUUGCCAGGGAGGAACUUCACUUUUUGGCAGUGGUUCGAUGGAGUGAUGGAACUCACAAAAAAGCAUCUCAAACCACACUGGAAUGACGGAGCCAUUUUGGGCUUUGUGAACAAGCAGCAGGCUCAGGACAUGCUGAUGUCCAAACCCAACGGUACUUUCCUUCUGCGAUUUAGUGAUUCUGAGAUUGGAGGAAUUACAAUUGCCUGGGUGGCAGAAAAUCCUAACAAAGCAGGUGAAAGAAUGGUUUGGAACCUCAUGCCGUACACAACCAAAGACUUCUCCAUUCGCUCCCUGUCUGACCGCAUCAGUGAUCUCAAUCACCUCCUGUUCCUCUACCCCGACAGACACAAGGAUGAGGUUUUCUCCAAAUAUUACACCCCACCACUCUCCAAAGCCGUGGAUGGCUACGUGAAACCGCAGAUCAAGCAAGUGGUGCCCGAGUUUACGACAGCCAAUCCAGACCCAUCAAGUGGGAAUCCAACCUAUAUGGAUCACGGCGCCUCCCCAGCACCUGUCAAUCACCCUCACACCUACGGCAUAUACCCCCCAAUUGAUGUGCUGCCAGCUUGUCUGAGUGUGGUUUGGCUCCGCUCUGUGUCCUGUGGCAGGAGCGACUCUAUGUUGGAUACGGACGGAGACUUCGACCUGGACGACACCAUGGACGUGGCGAGGCACGUAGAGGAGCUCCUUCGGCGGCCUGUAGACAGCCAGUGGGGCGGCCAGCAGUCCUGACCCUUGACCUUUUAACCCUCGACAUCAAAAACAGACCCCGCCUCCCAACUUGCCCCUCACAUUGACAUUUCUCAUGGUUUGAAUUCCAUUCAUUUAUCUUUUUUUUCAGAUAGCUGUUAUGUGAAAUGUUAAUAAUGGUUGUGAUUUUGUUUCUCUUCUGUUCAGCAUGAGAGCAUGCAUGUCAGUGACCUCUCUUAGUUUUUAUUUGUGUCCAUAAGUGUUUGUAAAACAGACUAGGUAUGAAGCCUACAAUGUUACAGUGUUGUGAUAAAGAAAAGAAAAUGUUCAUUCACAUUGUGCAUGCAUUUCCAAUUGAUUUUGAUCUGAUUUAAAAAAUACGCUACUGUAUGAAGACAGUUUAACAGUUAAAUGUCUUUAUAUUUUUUGCUUUGUAAAUGGGUUAUUAGUAUUUUGAUAGUGAUAUUGAACUUGCCCCUUUGACAAAAAAAAGAAACUUAAAUGAAGAGUUUAGCUUUUUGCUCUAAACAACGUAAUCGAAGUCGUUGCUCUGCAGAGUCCGUUUUUUUCUCGAAUGCAUACUGUAUACACUAACCUAGAGGCAGAGUGACUCUUUGCUUCCUGCAACUGACAGCACACACAUCAACACACAGUACACACGUGCAAGCCUAUGAAAUAUUUAUCUGAUUUGUUCACCAGCUGAAGCCCAGACACGGGGGGGUCCCUCUGUUUCCCUCAUCAAUGCUACCUCGCAUUAUCCUACUGACAGUCGUCGUAUACGAUUGCUUCUGUGUUUUCUCUGCAUCAUAUUCACACCAGUAGGUACGGCCAUUGGGUUUUAUUCUUGUGAUUUGCUUUGUGAAGAAGAUCUCCUUGCUGCCCAACGGGAAACUCUGUUGGCUUUUUUUAUGCUUGAAACCCCCUCACCUAUAAUGAAGUCUGGCGGCAUGAAGUGUCACAUGUCGGGUCUGUGUUCCUGAGUAUUCUAUAUUUUUCUGCCUAUCUGUCCCUAUGCUACGCAGAACAGAUGUGGGCUGAUGUUGCACGGCACUCAGUUGAUAGAUAGGUGCAAGCUUUUAAAGCUUUGCACAGACUCACCAGCACCUCAUUCACGAAAAACAAACUAUGUCUGCCGUUUGUUACUGCUCAAGUUGAAUUUCACAGCAGGUUCCCUUUCUGCUACACAUAAAAUAUAACAUAUAGCAAAGAAUGAGACUAUUACCCUUCCCCCUGCUGACAUACACAAUGUUGAAUUGGAAAUGUGUCCACAGCCUUACACCUCAGGAAUUAAUCGCUUUGCUUAGCUGAUCUAUAAGCCAAAAAGAAAAAGAUCAAUAUAUACAGAAAGUAUGAAUUUAUUUUGUCUAUCAUAAUUCUAUUUUAUUAUGGUUUAUUUGGCACUCCCCCUAUUGAAUGUAACCCCUUUGCAUGGCCCUGUUGAGGAUAUACGUACAUACAAAUACCUCCUCAGUCUGAGCAGAAGUUUCAAGUCUCCUUUUACCAGAGGUUGAAAAAAAAUAGGACACAGAGCAACUGGAAAUCAGAGAAAAAUGUAUGAUGUACUUUUGUGUUUGUCUGACAGACAUUACAGUAUUAAAAGUAUUUCCUGGUCUCUAUUUUUAUUUCUUCCUCAAGGUUUUUUUGUAUCUUGCUUUCUUUUCUUGUAUUUUAAAUCUCAAGCUACAUGGGCAGUCUUGUGAUAUAUCAUCACCAUUAUUCCUAAAGCUUUGUUCCACUGUAGACUCUGUUUUGUUUCGAUUAUGUAGAUGGCGCUGUGUGCUGUUUAAUGUAUGUGUACCAUGUUCGUGGUUUGGGUUCUCACUUGGAGGUUUUUCCAAGAUGAACAGCUCAUGAGUUGAAAAGAGGAAAAAUAAAGUUUUAUAAAUAAUUUUAACUCAACCUGUAGAAGUACAAAAGAUUUUUAUGUCACUACAAAAUAAAUGCUAUUUUUUAAA
Gymnodraco acuticeps is the source of this 4533-nucleotide messenger RNA. RefSeq names its product signal transducer and activator of transcription 5a (gene stat5a). The transcript is spliced from 20 exons. Gene Ontology annotation, biological process: regulation of transcription by RNA polymerase II; cytokine-mediated signaling pathway; growth hormone receptor signaling pathway via JAK-STAT. Gene Ontology annotation, molecular function: DNA-binding transcription factor activity, RNA polymerase II-specific; RNA polymerase II cis-regulatory region sequence-specific DNA binding. The coding region runs from base 203 to 2620 and encodes 805 amino acids. Lineage: Eukaryota; Metazoa; Chordata; Actinopteri; Perciformes; Bathydraconidae. The record is from RefSeq and is a predicted model, not a curated record.